Messenger RNA from Trichoplax adhaerens, 3516 nucleotides. RefSeq lists its product as uncharacterized. Gene Ontology annotation, cellular component: intraciliary transport particle A; non-motile cilium. Gene Ontology annotation, molecular function: protein binding. The record is from RefSeq and is a predicted model, not a curated record. Gene Ontology annotation, biological process: non-motile cilium assembly; intraciliary retrograde transport; protein localization to cilium. NCBI's taxonomy places the organism in Eukaryota, Metazoa, Placozoa, Uniplacotomia, Trichoplacea, Trichoplacidae. The transcript is spliced from 38 exons. Bases 1 to 3516 code for a protein of 1171 amino acids.
AUGUUUAUCUAUUUAAGCAAAAAAAUUGCCAUUCCAAACAACACAAAUCUGCGAUGCUUAUCCUGGAAUCAUGAACAAGGAUACAUUGCGUGUGGAGGCGAAGAUGGAUUACUCAAGGUCCUUAAAUUGGAUAUACAGUCCGAUAACAAAGUUAAGGGAUUAGCUGCACCAAGUAAUUUGUCCAUGAAUCAAACACUUGAAGGCCAUGGAGGUUCAGUAGAAGUAGUAGUAUGGAAUAUGGAACAUAUGAAGCUGACAAGUAGCGAUCAAUUUGGGUUAAUUAUUGUUUGGACACUAUACAAAGGCCAGUGGUAUGAAGAAAUGGUUAACAAUCGCAAUAAAAGUGUUGUUAAAGACAUGAAGUGGAAUUUCGAUGGAGGGAAAAUCUGUAUUAUAUACGAAGAUGGUGCUGUCAUUGUAGGUUCAGUUGACGGUAACAGAAUUUGGGGAAAAGAGCUAAAAAUCCAGCUUUCAUGGGUUGAGGUGCGAAUUUAUAACCGAAUAAAUCUUGGAUUUUUUAGUGUUAAUGGAGAGAUCCAUAUUUAUGACAACAAUGGAAAUUUUACAUCUAAACUAGUUAAUUACUGCUGCUCGGAUACUUCUUGCGUUAUAGCUGGUCUUAAUUGGUAUAAUGGUUCCGAAGGAUAUAUAGAGCAAGAAUGUCAUUCUCUUGUUGCAUGUUAUGAUAAUGGAAAGAUGCAGCUAAUGAAAUCGGAAACGGAUGAAAAUCCGAUUAUCAUUGAUACUGGCUUGUCUAUCUCCACUGUUCAGUGGAAUCAUACUGGCUCUGUUCUUGCUGUAGGUGGUUUGCAACAAAAUCAGGAAAAGGAAACAAAUGUUGUACUAUUUUAUACCCCAUUUGGAGAUCACUUGAGAACAUUACGAAUACCAGGGAAGAAAUUAGCCGAUUUAUCUUGGGAUGGUGAUGGCUUAAGACUGUCAUUAGCUAUUGACAGCUAUAUUUAUUUCGCUAACAUUCGGCCUGAUUAUAAGUGGGGUUAUUGUGGUAAUACGGUAGUAUAUGCCUUCAAUAAACCCGAUCGACAAGAUUCUAGUGUUGUUUUCUGGGAAACUAAAAAUAAGGAGUGCAUUGUCAAAUAUAUAAAAAAUCUCUUGGGUAUAACUGCAUAUGGUGAUUACUGUCUAAUAAGCACUAAAGCACCUGAUGGUAGUGGUCAGUACGUUUUAAUUUUAAGUAAUGCUAUUGGCACGCCGCUAGAAACUAAAUACAUCGAUAUUAAGCCCGAAUACGCAGCUAUAACAGAUACUCAUAUCAUUGUUGCAUCAAAAGAAGCUUUUUACUCCUGGCAAUUUAAAACGCCUAAAAAGUUAACGUCGCUUGAUUUAGCUGGUACAAGUAAUAAGCGAAAAGAUAAUAGAGAAAGACUCUAUCACAUCGACGAUGUUCCAUCUGGUACUGGAGAGCGGCAGUCGGAUAGCAAGAGAGCUCGUGAGAAAACUAAAGAUCCUAUUUGCUGUAUAUGCGCUUCUAGUGAAUUGUUGAUUGUGGGACGCGAGUCUGGCACAAUUCAUCGCUAUUCACUACCACAUCUUGCACUAGAAAUGAAAAAUAUGUUAAAAUGUCGACCAUAUAGACUAUCGUUGAACUGUAACUCAACGCGAUUAGCAUUUAUUGAUAUUUCUGGUAUCUUAUCAUUCUUUGAUUUGGAUAUUGUAUCAUCUGAUGGCGAAAAAGGAGAACAACUCUCCUUUGAAAGGAAAGAUGUUUGGGAUAUGAAAUGGGCCGAAGAUCGACCUGACCUAUUCGCUAUGACAGAGAAGACAAGAAUGUAUAUUUUUCGCAAUAUGGAUCCAGAGGAACCGAUUACAAGUUCUGGUUACAUUUGUAAAUUCAACGAUUUGGAAGUUCGAUCCGUUUUACUUGAUGAAGUAUUUAAGGAUCCUGACAAUCCGACUAAUAACUUAAUUUUGGAUAUUGAAACACGAUCUUUACGUGAUACUCGAGAGCUUCUUGCACAAAGUGAAGUUGGUAUAGGCGAUUCCUAUCAAUUUAUUGAAGAAAAUCCUCAUCCUCGAUUAUGGAGACUCUUAGCAGAGUAUUCCCUUAGCAAUUUGGAUUUAAAAAUUGCUGAAAAGGCAUUUGUAAGAUACUUGGAUUAUCAGGGUAUUCAGUUUGUGAAGAGUUUGCAUAAAUUGGACAGUGAAAAAAAGAAGUUAGCCGAAAUUUCUGCUUACUUUAAAAGAUUUGAUGAAGCAGAAAGUUACUAUUUUGAUAUGGAUAGAAGAGACCUUGCUAUCGAUAUGCGUGUUAAACUUGGUGACUGGUUCCGUGUAUCUCAAUUACUUAAAACCGAAGGGGGUGGAGGUGAUGAUAAUUUGGUGAGGCAAUCACAUAACGCAAUCGGCGAUUACUAUGCAGAUCGGCAUCGUUGGCGCGAUGCAAUUCGACAAUAUGUAGUGGGACAUAAUCAGAAUCGUUUAGCGGAAUGUUACUACAUGUUAGAAGAUUUUGAAGGUUUAGAUAAUUUAAUGAAUUCUGUACCUGAAAAUCAUCCUCUACUAGCUGAAAUAGGGAAUAUGUUUUUCACCGUUGGGAUGUGUGAACCAGCUGUUCGAUCUUACAUGAAGUGUGGUAAAAUAAAGAUGGCAAUUGAUACAUGCGUAAAUUUAAAUCAAUGGGAUCAAGCGGUUAAUUUAGCUCGUGCCAAUAAUAUGAAGGAAAUUGAUAAUUUAUUAGCAAAGUAUGCUUCUCACUUGCUUGAAAAGAGCAAAGUAUUAAAUGCCAUCGAAUUAUAUCGUAAAGCAAGUCGCCACGUCCAAGCUGCUAAAUUGUUAUACCAGUUGGCUAAAGAAAGUGCUGCAGUUGGCAAUAAACCAAUGCGAACUAAGAAAUUAUACACUAUACUAUGUAUUACGGUACUUCAAAAAUUGCUUGAAUUAAAAUUCUUUAGCCUUUUUGUAGAUGGAGAUAGCAUGGAUGGAGAUACCAAGACAAUGGACAAUGCAUGGCGUGGAGCUGAGGCAUUCCACUUCUAUUUAUUGGCUCAGAGACAACUCUAUGAUGGCCAAUUUGAUGCAGCAAUGAAAACGGCUUUACACUUACGCGAUUUUGAAGACUUCAUUGACUCCGAGAGAGUUUAUUCGCUUUUGGUCUUGGCUAGCAUUUCUAAUAAAUGCUACGGAAUAGCAUCCAAGGCCUUUAUAAAGUUAGAGAGUAUGGAAAGUUUUACUGAUAGUCAGAGGCAGAGUUAUGAAGAUCUUGCAUUAGAUAUCUUUAGCAGGCAUCCACCCAAAGAUAUCCGAAAUAAUAAGGCGGAAUGUUCCCAUUGCGAGACUCUUAUCCCAGAUUACUUACCAGUUUGUCCGAACUGUGAGAACAAUUUUCCAAUUUGCAUUGUCACAGGUCGGCCAGUAAUGAGUUAUCAUUUCUGGAUGUGUAACGUUUGUAAGCAUAAGGCUUUUGAGCAGGAAAUUAUUCGCUUACAAAAUUGCCCGUUAUGUCAUACGCCCCUCUAUAAUAAAUCGCAAUCUAAUUUAAACGAUAGCUAUUACUAG